Amblyraja radiata (thorny skate) is the source of this 1300-nucleotide messenger RNA. RefSeq names its product potassium channel tetramerization domain containing 2 (gene kctd2). Bases 39 to 692 code for a protein of 217 amino acids. Lineage: Eukaryota; Metazoa; Chordata; Chondrichthyes; Rajiformes; Rajidae. The record is from RefSeq and is a predicted model, not a curated record. Gene Ontology annotation, biological process: proteasome-mediated ubiquitin-dependent protein catabolic process; protein homooligomerization. Gene Ontology annotation, molecular function: cullin family protein binding. Gene Ontology annotation, cellular component: cytoplasm; Cul3-RING ubiquitin ligase complex. The transcript has 6 exons.
GGCCCGGGCGCCGCGUCAUUUCCGGAAAUGGCGGCGUGAUGGCGGAGUUGCAGAGUUCGGGGCCUCUGGCCGGGAAUGACGCCAACUCUCCCGGACUCGGCGAGAAAUCCGGCAAAAAAUGGGUGCGGCUGAACGUAGGCGGAACGUACUUCAUUAGCACCAAGGAGACGCUGUGCCGCGACCCCAAAUCCUUCCUGUGCCGCCUGUGCCAGGAGGACCCGGACCUGGACUCGGACAAGGAUGAAACUGGUGCCUAUCUCAUAGACAGAGACCCAAGUUACUUUGGGCCGAUCCUCAACUAUCUUCGACAUGGAAAACUGAUCAUUAAUAAGGACUUGGCAGAGGAGGGGGUGUUGGAGGAGGCAGAGUUCUAUAAUAUUGCCUUACUUGUCCGAUUAGUCAAAGAACGUAUUCGGGACUUGGAGAACAGGACCUCACAGGGUCCAGUGAAACACGUUUACCGUGUUCUACAGUGUCAGGAGGAGGAACUCACGCAAAUGGUCUCAACAAUGUCGGACGGAUGGAAAUUUGAGCAGCUCAUUAACAUUGGAUCCUCCUACAAUUAUGGCUGCGAAGAUCAGGCUGAAUUUCUCUGCGUUGUCUCCAGGGAGCUCAAUAACUCAACUAAUGGAAUUGUCAUAGAGCCCAGUGAGAAAGCCAAGAUUCUGCAAGAGCGAGGCUCAAGGAUGUGACCUUGUCGAUCGGAAUUGCUGUUUACAUUCCGUAUGUUGAAGAAGAAUCCUCCGCUUACUGGGAGCACUGAACCUUUGCCAUCUUCUGACACUGGUCUCAAAACUUUCAGUUCACAUGGGCCUGCAAGAUUCGAAGGCUCGUUUUACUGAGAAAUCAACCUCUCUGCCUUUCACCUGAAGCCUACGAGAGGCUCACGGCAUUUCUCUCAAAAGUUAAUUGUUAAGGCUGCCAAAUCUCCCUGUGUCAUUGUUUGUUGUUGUGUUAUAUAUAUAUAUAUCCAUAUAUAUAUAUCCAACCAAUGCAUUGAAUUGCCUUUAAUGGACCUGUGAUGUUGCUUGUUCCUCUGUGAAUAGGAAACUGAGCCACAUUAAUUUUGAUAUGUGUGCGCAGUGAAAGUUAUUUUAUGUUCUACCUGUGGAGCAUUAUGUGCAUGGAUUCCACUCAAUAAAUUCAGGGCACGUUUCACGGGAGGGGCAGGAUACAGUAUUGUAAUUGUGUAAAUUGAAUGGUGAAAUUCAGUAUUCAUGUUAAUGUUAUAUUUUUCCUCUUGCAUUGGAUCACUACUGUUAUGACACUAAUGUGAUGAUUAAACUACUCAGUAUUGUCA